AUUUGCCGUGUUUUUUUUUUUAGUUGCGGGACUUUACUCUUAUUUUAAAAGACUGUUUAUAUUUUCUCACAGUCGCUGGCUUCACGGUUCCGGAAACAAUACCAUAUCCACUGUGAAAGCAUUAUUUCCUCUGAUCCUUUAUUGGGGUUUUGGUGUCUGAUUUCCUGAGCAUGUGAGAGAUCUGUCUGUUCUACACGGUUCUGCUUCUGGGGUCUUUGCGGAGUUUUCUGUAUGAAGGGGUGUCGCAUUUCUGUGUACCUUCUGCAUUUGUGGAAGUCCCAGGAUGUCACAGGUUGCUGUAUGAAAGAGUCUUUGCUGUUCUACCAGUGAGCCUGGAGUUCUUUCGACUUGGUAGAACAGGAUGGAUCAAGAAACGCGGGAUAAGUUGUCUGAAUUGGUGGAGGAGUUGACAACGUCUGGGGAACCACAACUAAACCAAGCCAAGAUGAAGGAAGUGAAGAAGAUUUGCAAGAUUUCCAAUGACUACAUUGAUCACUUUUAUCACCUCAUCAUGACCCAGCUCAAUCAGGACCACGCCGAGGUUCGCUUUUCUGCCUUUCAGAUGGCAACCGAGCUUUUCAGCCGUUCUCAUCAUUUCAGAGUUGUCUUGGUAGCUAACCUGCAGGAGUUCCUGGAGCUAACUGUAGAGACGGAUGCUGAGCAGCCGUUGCCGCCGCCGAAAGAGGUGGCCAGAAAGCUGAAGACCCAAGCUAUCCAGACUGUACAGGCCUGGCACACCACAUAUGGGGAGGCCUAUAAGAAGCUGGCUUUGGGUUAUCACUUCCUGAAGCAAGUUAAAAAGGUCGACUUUCAGGAUGUUGAAGCAAGAACACUGUCUGAGCGACGGAGACAUGAGGAGAAGCAACAAAGACUGGAGAGAAUUUAUAAGGAAAAGCUGGAAAAGGCCAAACAGGAAAUGGAAGAAAUGGCUUCUGAGAUUGAGGAAUCUCUGACUGAGAUGAACAACUGCAUGACCUUGAUCAUGCCAGACACUUUUAAUUUUUUUAGCACAUCACUCAAUGAGAAGACUUCUGAAGGGAGCUCUGAUCGCCAGAAGGGCACAGAUGUCUGGGAUGAAAAGCCGUGCUGCAGCAAAGACCUUAACAAAGAGGAUGGAAAAAUGGCAGAGACAUCUCAAAGAGAAGAAGAAAAAGAGGACAAUAAUGGAGACAGCGACACGGAGGAGGGUGUGGAUGAGGAUGUGUUUAUUCGCAGCUCUGGGCUGAUGUCCCACACUUACCGGCUCAAUCUGAGUGUGUCCUCAGAUCUGAACGUGAAAGAGAAUGAUGAGAAUGAAGCAUUAGUGAACACUAUGAGAGAUCAGCACCGACUCAUCACUACUAGAUACCUCCCUGUCAUCCAGUCCUGGAUACAGGUUUUUACAAAAGUUGGUGUGGAGGAGCAGCUGAUGAGACAAGCCACUGACCUCAAAAAGUCCCUUGAGAAAGUUUUAAGGAAACACGAUGAGCUUCAUAUAGACUACAAAACAAGGCAGAGACGAGUGCUAAAGGCUGAGGAUGACGAGGAUGACGAUGAUUUUGAAGAGGUGCCUGAGAAGGAGGGUUAUGAGCCUCAUAUUCCCGAGCAUCUGCGGGCUGAAUAUGGUCUUGAUUCGAUAUCUUCACCAUCUACCUCGGUGUCUGAACUAAAGCCAUCAAAGCCAGCUGAGCAACCUGCAGCUCCACCCAUGCCCUCAACUUUCAGUCGGAUUAAGAACAGGCUAAAUGAAGAAGAGCAGGACCCUACAUGUGCAGCUGCUACACUACGUGUCCUAAAAGAAAAAGUGGCCACAUCUGCAAGUAUAUUUGGAGGCUCUGUUAAACCCACCACCAGCUGCACUGAACAGGGGGGGGGGGAAGAGAAAGCUCCUGUCGUUCCGUUUGGUAUGGACCUCUACUACUGGGGAGAGGAGCAACCUACAGCUGGCAAGAUCAUCAAGAACACAUCUCAGCAUCAGUUUUGGGUGCCUCAUGAAGUGGAGGAAGAGUUUGAGAACAAAGAGCUGUCUGCACAGAUGAAGUCCAGGUGUAUAAACUUUGCUGGAUGUUUUCAACCUGUAGAGCACAAAUGCAAAGCACCGAAUCCCAACGGCUCAUUGUGUGAACGCCAGGACAGAGUCAAGUGUCCAUUCCAUGGCUUGAUAAUUCCUCGGGAUGAAAUCGGGAGGCCUAUUAAUCCAGAAGACGCAGCUCGUCUGGAGAGGGAAGAGUAUAAGCGCAGAGAGGAGCAGCCAGACUGGCGAGAUCCAGAGCUCAUGAGGGAGAUUGAAGCAGCUACGGGCGAGGAUCUGGGCUCUUCUAAAACAUAUGGAAAGGGUAAAAAGGGUGGGAAAGGGAAGGGAAAAAAAAGGAAAUAUCCCAAUCUCACAGACCUGAAGCAAACUGCCAAUACUUCUCGCUCAAGACUAGAAAAGAAAGUCUUUAAUAAGAGCUCCAUGAGACGAGUAGCGGAGGUCAUGAACAAGAUGGACACAAGGAAGCAUGAAAAAUUUGCAAAUCAGUUUAACUAUGCAUUAAAAUAAGAUUAAGGAUGUUCUGCUGUCUGCAAAACUGUGAGCUCAGCUCAACUGAAGUGCAAAAAAUGAGCUAAUUUCAAUGGUUCUAUUGUAUAACGAUGUCUAAUUAAAUAAUUUAUUACAUUUCUUUUUAUUGUACUGUAAUAAUGUACGUUUUGAGUUUGUAGAUAUUUUUGAAAAAAUAUUUUACUGUAAUUCGGUGCUGUUGAUAAAUGCCCCCCCUCCUUUUUUUUUUUUUAAUAUUAUUAUUAUUUAUUUAUUAAUUUUUUUAGCAUGCUUGUUUUUAUGUAGGUAUACUUGUAACUUUUUCAAUAAGUAAAAACAAACAAACAAACAAAAAAAAAACAGUUGCCAAUUUAAUAUCUAUAUGUAUUAGUUAUAUCUUCUACAGUUUAAAGAUAAUUUCCUUUUUUUCGUUUGUAGUAAGUUUUUAUAAACUCUAAACUGGCGUUUUCUUCCGGUUGCUGUAAGAAACGCGAUUCUGUUUAUUGUGAAAAUAAACUGCAUUCUUCAGAACA
Molecule: messenger RNA, 3033 nt
Organism: Silurus meridionalis
Lineage: Eukaryota; Metazoa; Chordata; Actinopteri; Siluriformes; Siluridae
Gene: uvssa
Product: UV-stimulated scaffold protein A
Exons: 15
Coding region: 362-2521 (719 amino acids)
Biological process (GO): transcription-coupled nucleotide-excision repair; response to UV
Cellular component (GO): chromosome
Molecular function (GO): RNA polymerase II complex binding
Source: RefSeq, a predicted model, not a curated record